Ectocarpus sp. CCAP 1310/34 is the source of this 996-nucleotide messenger RNA. The record is from the annotation of a GenBank genome assembly. NCBI's taxonomy places the organism in Eukaryota, Phaeophyceae, Ectocarpales, Ectocarpaceae.
AUGCGCAGCAUGAUGGGCGCUGAGCGAUCACCACUGCGCCUGUCCUCGUCCCUCGGGCGCAGUGAGGAGGAGGGGGGGGACGAGGAGGACGAGACCCAAAACCUAUUGCUGCCCGCCGCGGCCGAAGCACUCUACAACGGUGCAAGGCGGCGCACGGGACUGUUAUGGUUGAACAGCGGUGCUGCCGCAAUACCCGGUUGCGACGCUCUUCCUGCUGCUGCAAGCACCGAUCCACGCCGCGGUGGAGAAACCACUGCUGCUGCCGCAAGCGCUGCAAGCCAAUGGUGCAGCCCGAGCUCCUUCUUUGCGGACCUGGGCAUGCUGGUGAAGGUGUUCUUGCUGCGCGGCCUGUUUGUCGAGCGGCGGUGGGUGUUUCCGCUCAUCCUGACCGUCACCGCCACGGCGUACGAGGUCUGCGCGGCGAGUAUCCUCAGCGUCAUCGGCGACUUCUACUUGGCCAUAUCCACCUUGGACGCCCAACUUUUCGUGCAGGCAAAAAUCGAGCAACUCUUUGACUACACCUUGCUUAUAUACCACGUCCUGUGGCGGUCUCUGCUAGUCGUCACCGUGGUCGCCGCUCUGAAGGCAGGGAGAGAUCUGGCUAAGGAAGCGUGCGCGUUGGUCUGGCGGCAGCGGCUGGUCCUUUUCCUCCACUCCUGGUACCUUCGGGGGAAGAUGCCGUACGUGCUUUCCACGGGAGAGGCGGGUCGGGAUAAGCGCGGCGCGGCUUCUUUCGGAGUCGACGGGGGUGGCACCAGGGGCGGCGGGGACGGCGUCGCCGCGGGCGGGGACUCCAUGCUCAUCGACAACCCGGACCAGCGUGUUACGGCGGACGCGGAGGCGCUCGUCGCGGCGUUCGCCACGGUCUUGCACGAGACGCUUGUGGCGCCGGGGCUGGUGGCAUUCUACACGUGGUACCUCGUCAGCAUGUUCGGGUGGGUCGCGCCGGUCGCCUGCUACGUAUACUUCAUCGUGGCGUCUGCGAUCAACUGGUGA